This is a messenger RNA of Paramuricea clavata, 4767 nucleotides long. The record is from the annotation of a GenBank genome assembly. NCBI's taxonomy places the organism in Eukaryota, Metazoa, Cnidaria, Anthozoa, Malacalcyonacea, Plexauridae.
GCGAAGAAAAGCCAACGGGAAAGUAAAUUCAAGGUCUACAUCAACAAAGGCGAACUGGAAAGAAUUCACGAGUGGGUAUUAAAAGCGACACCUAAUAUCGAAACAGGUUAAUGUUGUUUACAUGUUUAUAGCAACGUAAAUAAAUAAAAUAUAGUAAAUAUCUGAACCUGCACCAUCUUUUCAAUGAAAGGCUGAAAUAAUUCUUCAAUAGCUUUUACUUCGCAUGAAAUACAGACUCUUUCUGAAAUGCAUAUUUAUACUCAAUCUGUCGACAAUCUGUAACAAGCUUGGAACAAGCUGUUAACAAUUAACUUGUAACAAGCUUGAUAGCAUACCGACAAGGUUGUUAUAACAAGUCUGAUACAGUCACGAUAUAACAAGAAUGUAAAUAUUACAAGGUAGACGACACAAGGCUGUAACAAUAUUGUUAUAUCAUGACUGCAUCAGACUUGUUCGAAUAACCUUGCAACAAGUUUGAUAAUAUCAACAAGAUUGUCAUAAGCUGUUAACAACUAUAAUAACAAGCUUGAUGGCAUUAUCAGACUUGUUACAAGGUUGUUCUAACAAGUCUGAUACAAUCAUGAUAUAACAAGAAUUUUACAAGGUUGAUGACACAAGCUUGUAACAAUAUUGUUAUAUCAUGACUGUAUCAUACUUGUUGGAACAAUCUUGCUACAAGUCUGAUAAUAUCAACAAGCUUGUUACAAGCUGUUUAAACAACUUGUAGAAUAUUGUUAUAUCAUGACUGUAUCAGACUUGUUGGAACAACCUUGCUACAAGUCUGAUAAUAUCAACAAGCUUGUUACAAGCUGUUAACAACUUGUUCCAAACUUGUCGACAACUAUAGGAACAAGCAGUGCGAACAGAACUUGUUGGCAGACUUGCUACAAGAUGCGAGAUUUUUGCGUAAACAAGCUUAUAAGCGGUAGUUCGUCUUGACAUACAGUAAGAUGCUCUGUCUGUUUGUCGCAUUAUACAACAUGCAAGAAGUAACAAAUCAACUAUCUUUUCUUUGCCCAAGUUCGUCCACCGUUCGGAUCACCCGUCGCUAGUAUAGAUCUAAUCGAUGAAAUAUUAACUGAAUAUAAUUUUAAGGUGGUGAUCUGUUCGGCUUAUGGCUUGAUGAGAGCACAGCUGUGGUUCAAUUUGUUCUCGGGCCUGGCAAAGAUUGUCGCAGGACAACAACAUCGUUCUUUCAAGAUAUUUCCUAUCUGGAACAUGCUAGAAGCUAUUUCACAAAACAACACGGACUUUGCAACAUAGGCCAAUGGCAUAGUCAUCACAAAAUACCGUUGUUUGAACCGAGUGCUGGUGAAAACAAUACUGUAUGGAGUAACAUGCCUACACUAGGUAUUUAAUUAUGUAUUUGUUUUGUGAUAUAGUGAAGUACUGUAUAAAUAGUUGUUUUACCUCAAAAGGUCGCCACAACAGCCUGUUUCAUCUGAUGAUUCCUCUUGGAAUCAUCUGACUGUUGUGGCAACCUUUUGAGGUAAAACGACUAUUUCUGUUCUAUCUAUAUGAUAUAGAGCACUCUUUAGCAUUUCGUGAACCAAACCACAUUCGCGAAGUAUAAAUAUACUUUUGGACAAUUUUUGUACAUUCGCUUCAAUCUCUGUGACCAAGGUUUGUUUCCUGCAGUAAACAAUUGUCUGAGAGGCGAGUGCUUCCAGUUCGACUCUGCCAAAAACAGCAGGUUUUCAGUGUAAAUAAGGUUAGUUUAAUAGUCUCCCAAAGUUUUUACUACUAUCCCAAAGAGGACGCGGGUUCGAUUCUCACCGUGGUCAGGCAAACUUUUCAGCUUGCCCGGUGUGGAUGCACACUCAGAAUAACAUCACAAACAAAGUUAGUUUAGUUUAGGUUUCCAGCUGCAUACUAACAUUGGACAAACUUGUGGACAAAUACAGGUAUAAAGGAAUGGCCCUAACAUGGCUCCCACGGAAAAAGAGUUAAAAUUAAGCUCUUAAUUCUUACAGGUUUGGAGAGAUUUAUUGUAUUCAUCGCAAAUAGAAAAGACUCUGACGUCACAGUGAAUUCCUUUCUGUUCGAGAUUAAAAAUGGUCGAAAGCUUCCAGUUAGGAAAGGCUUUCGUGACGAGCUUCAAGGAGAAAGCCCCUUUCGUUCGAAUAAUGCCGUGAUGGAAAUCGUUAGAAUCGGAGCUGAGAGCUUGAACGAGAAAGACCUAGUGCCCAGGCCUAUAGAAGGGAACUCUCGUCAAAAUGAAGUCAAAGUAGUUCGAGAAAUCCCUGGAGAGAAUGGAAUGUGUGGUACUCCAAGUAUUGAUAACAAAGAUAAGACAGUUUCUGCUAGUAUAAGGGCCUCCGAAAGCAAGAAGAUAGUUGAUAACAGUGGAAGAGAAAACAUCAACAAUAACGACAAUAACGGCAACAGCAAUACCAACAACAACAACAACAACAACAACAACAACAGUAAUACUAGCAACACUACAAACAACGAGACCAACGAGAGUAAAACAGAACAGGGACAAGAAAACCCAGGCAUAUUUUCCGCAAUGUUAGGAUGGUUGAAAAGUAAUUCAAGUAAAAGUGAAUUGCAAACCCCAUCCAACGAGAAACACCCAAACGAGCCCCAGCAACAAGUUACAACCGAGCAACAACCUCCCAGAGCAAGUGUUAACCCCUCAGAUGAGUGUGCUCCGCUGAACGAUAAGGAAAGACAAGAAACGGAACCAGAACACGACAAGUCAGUACAUCGCAACGGCAACAGCAACGGCAACAACAACAACAACACGAACAACAAUAGCAAACAAAACAGUAGUAACAACACCACCAACAUCACCAACACGACCGUUAACAACAAUAACAACAACAGCAGCAGCAACAUCACGAACAACAACAACAGCAAACAAAACAACAGUAACAACACCACUCCCACCACCAACAUCACCAACAAAACCGUUAACAACAAUAACAACAACAGCAGCAGCAACAUCACGAACAACAACGAUAGCAAACAAAACAACAGUGACAACACCACUCCCACAACUGUUAACAACACCAACAACACAGCCUCGACAUUAGGAUGGUUGAAAGAUAAUUCAAGUAAAAAGAAAUUGCAAACCUCAUCCUACGAGAAACACCCAAACGAGCCCCAACAAGUUACAACCGAGCAACAACCUAAUAAAGCGAGUGUUACCUCCUCAAAUGAGUGUGCUCCGCUGAACGAUAAGGAAAGACAAGAAACGGAACCAGGACACAAGUCAGUAAAUCGCAACGGCAACAGCGAAAACAACAAAAACUCGAACAAAAAUAGCAAACAAAACAAUAGUAACAACAACACCACUCCCACCACCAACAUCACCAACACAACCAUUAACAACAACAAUAACAACAACAGCAGCAACACCACGAACAACAACAAUAGCAAACAAAACAACAGUAACAACACCACUCUCAUCACCAACAUCACCAACACAACUGUUAACAACAAUAACAAGAACAGCAGCAGCAACAUCACCAACAAAAACAAUAACAAACAAAACAACAGUAGCAACACCACUCCCACCACUGUUAACAACAACAACACAGACAACAACAACACAAACAACAACACAGAAAACAACAACAGUAACAACAACAACAACAACAACAACAGCAGCAGCAGCAACAACAGCAACAGCACAACCAACAACAGCAACAGCACAACCAACAACAGCAAUAACAACGACAGCAACAACACAACCAACAACAGCAAUAACAACAACAGCAACAAUACAGACAACAACAGUAGCAACGAUAACAACAACAAAAAUGAAAGUAAAACAGGACAGGAACAAGAGAAAACAGGCACACAAACCAAAUUACAAGGAACUGCAGUUGAGGGCGGUGGGACUGUUUCAGAUGAGUCCGCUGUGCUGUUUCAUGAGGAAAGACAAGAAACGGAAUCAAGAUAUGACAAGUCAGUAAUAAUACAUCAGCCCGAAUUGCAAAAGGAGCAUUCAAUGGUAAAUUCGAGCAUUGAAGAUAAUAAUCCAUCUAAUCAUAAGAUUUGUUGCACACAUGAUUCGUGUACACUCGUGUAGUUGUGGUGUAUGGAAGUAGCUUUGAAUGUGUUUCUCAUGCAGUUCUCAGUGAUUUAAAAUGUUCACUUAAAUUUAAUGCUGGUAUGGUUUUUAAUAUGCAUUGAUGAAACAAAGUAUAAACGAUUUUAUCAAAGACAGCUUGCGGCAGUACAAAACUCAUUUAAAUACAAUAAUCAAGUUAAUAACUUUAAAUGAUAAUGAAAUUGGGCUCUUGGCCCAAACGAGAGUUCUAUAAUGCCAUGUAUAAAUAAAUAACCAGGGCACAGAAUACUAUACAGAAGGCCAUCUCCAUUGUUUUUCGCGUUAGCGCUAUUCGUCAUGAUACAUCACUCAGCAAGUACCGUAAACAGAAGCAGUCACCCCCCUGUACGUGCGCCAUUUUGAAUAUUAGACAGAUUUAGAUCGAAGACGCGGACGUCAAAGGCGACGUGAAAAUGGCGUGCUGUGCCUAUCUAUUGAUAUGACACACCUUUUGACGCCAUUUCCACGUCGUCUUUGACGUCCGCGUCCUCGAUCUAUAAAUAUGUCUUACAUUUCCCUGAGCAUAAUAGAGGUUUCAACUGUAGUUUCAGUAAAAUUUUGUGCACUUUCUGUAUGAGGGGUCAUUACCACCAAAAUGCUUUUCUAAAUUCUAUUCCAGUCAACUAAAGUUCUGUUCUUCAACAUGGCUAUUGUACAACAACCGAAUUCAACCGUCGCCAGGGGGGUGACUGCUUCUGUUUAUACGG